AUGAGGGCAGCCCAGGAUGCCAUGGACCGGGCUCCCUACUCCGACGGCUUCGCGAAUCUCGUGGAGCUGCCGGAGGCCUCUGCUCCUCCGCCGCCACCGCCGGCGCUCUCCGGCGGCAGUGGCGGCGGCAGUGGCGGCGGCCGGGGAGGGGGCAUGGGUAUGAUGCCGGUGCCGGAGGCAAUGGAGGCGGCGCCCACAGUGGAUGUGCAGAAAGCCGUCAUUCAGCACAUGGUGGAGGCAGCCAAGCGCAAGCGCGUUGAGGCAGAAGGGCCCAGCAAGCCAGCGCCUAAGGCGCCGACUCCCGUGGCAGAGGGCUCGCCUUGGCUGGUGUGCACGGACCCAAAGAGCGGAGCCAUGUACUACUACAACAAGGACACCAAAGUUUCGGCUUGGGAGAGGCCGGCGCCUGCGGCGCCGGACCCCUCCAACGCGCCGCCCCCGCCGGCGAAGGCGCCGCCGCCGCCGGCUCGGCCCGGCUGCGUGGGCCAGUGGCAGGAGGUUCUGCCGGAGGAGUCCAUGUGGGCGAAUCACGCGGAGAUGGAGGCUGCCAGGGAGCGGGAGCAGCGGCAAGCGGCGCCCGAGCUCUUCGAGGACGAGAUCACCGUGAACCCGCUCGCCGACAUGAAGUACGAGGUCGAGGGGUGGAAGGGCCACGUGGCGGACGAAGACUUGGAGAAGCACGAGAAGCAGAUAGAGCAGAAGCGCAGCCUCACCGCCGGCAGCGCCAGCUUUCCCGUGAACAAGAAGAGGGCCAGCGGGAUCCGCAAGAAGCGGGAGGAAGAUUGA
Messenger RNA from Effrenium voratum, 786 nucleotides. The record is from the annotation of a GenBank genome assembly. NCBI's taxonomy places the organism in Eukaryota, Dinophyceae, Suessiales, Symbiodiniaceae.